Mesocricetus auratus (golden hamster) is the source of this 2559-nucleotide messenger RNA. RefSeq names its product disintegrin and metalloproteinase domain-containing protein 21-like. The transcript has a single exon. The record is from RefSeq and is a predicted model, not a curated record. Lineage: Eukaryota; Metazoa; Chordata; Mammalia; Rodentia; Cricetidae. Gene Ontology annotation, cellular component: sperm head plasma membrane; plasma membrane; external side of plasma membrane. Gene Ontology annotation, biological process: male gonad development; proteolysis. The coding region runs from base 73 to 2352 and encodes 759 amino acids. Gene Ontology annotation, molecular function: metalloendopeptidase activity.
UUUGUCCACUGUCAGUGUCUCCCAUCUCAGGCAGUGGCCACAGCAGAGUGUUUUAGCCUAGCUCCAUCUAGGAUGUUGUCUCUGAGCUGGGGCAUGAGGCUGGUAGGAAGACCUGUGACCCUUGGGGCCCCCCUCUUGCUGGUUGCACUCUGGGUGCUGCUCCUGGUUCCAAGCCAGUGUUUUCAAGGCCGUCCCACAUGGCGUUAUAUCUCAUCAGAGGUGGCCACUCCUCGGAAGGUGACCUACCAUGGCAAGGGUUUUCAAGCUCCAGGACGGCUCUCCUACAGCUUGCGGUUUAGAGGCCAGAGACAUAUCAUCCACCUGCGAAGAAAGACUCUUAUUUGGCCCGGACACUUGCUCCUGACGACUCAGGAUGACCAAGGAGCCCUACAGAUGGAUUAUCCUUUUUUCCCUGGAGAUUGCUAUUAUGUUGGCUUCCUGGAGGGGAUCCCUUAUUCCACAGUCACUGUGGAUACUUGUUCUGGGGGCCUGAAGGGGGCAGUGAUGCUGGAUGACCUUGCCUAUGAAAUCAAACCCCUCAGUGAUUCACACAGGUUUGAGCACGUUAUUUCUCAGGUAGUAGCUGAUUCUGACACAGUGUUGCCUACAAACGAAUGGAAGCACAUGGAGCUUAACACAGAACCCCUCUUCUCUGGAACAAAUGCCAGUGUGGCUCCCAGAAUUUCUAGCAGAGACUAUGCUUCCCAUCCAGCUGCUAUCAAAGGACAUUUUCAAGCAGCUCCCAGUGUGUUUUUGAAAGCUAACUCAAAUGUUACAAGGUGUGCUCAUUAUUUGUUUUCGUUAGCAAGCUUAAUGGACAGCUAUUUAAGGAGCAUUCAUUUGCGGUACUAUGUUAUUCUCUUAACUGUGUAUGAAAACGGACGUCCAUAUAAUCAUGCAAAAGUGAUAAGUGACACGUUUCUUCUAUACUAUAAGAGGACCUUUUAUGACAAACUUAGGCCUGAUUCAUCUAAUAUGAUUAGUGAAUGGGGACCAAAAGAUAAUAUCGUUCCAGCUAUACAUAGUAUGUGUACUUAUAAGGCCCUAAACUGUGUUGGUCAAAAUGACAGAUAUUAUGUAUAUGUAUCUGUGAUAGUAGCCAAUCGUGUUGGGAGGAUUUUAGGUCUGAAUUUUGAUAAUGAGACGUACUGUGUUUGUCAGAGAAGGUCUACCUGUGUUAUGUUCGAGAACCCUCUACUAACAGAUGCUUUCAGCAAUUGCUCCCUCUCAGAGCUAAACAAUUUAAUCAAUACGCCUGGAGAGCUGCCCUGUCUUUUCUAUGACUAUCACACUUACUAUAACAGAUCAGUAACCUACAAGGUUUGUGGAAACUCCAUAAUAGAUGAAGGGGAGCAAUGUGACUGUGGCUCAAACAAGGCUUGCUAUGCAAAUACCUGCUGUGAUAAUAAUUGCAGGUUCUCUAAAGGUAGCAUUUGUGACAGAGAAUCAUGUUGUGCAAACUGCACCUACAGCCCUCCUGGGACACUUUGCAGAAGCAUCCAGAACAUAUGUGAUCUUCCAGAAUAUUGUAAUGGGACUGAAGUCCACUGCCCAAAAGACUUUUAUCUGCAAGAUGGAACACCAUGCUCAGAGGAGGGGUACUGCUAUGCUGGGAACUGCACUGAUCGCAGUAUCCAUUGCAAGGAAAUCUUUGGUGUCAGUGCUCGAGCGGGUAAUAAAAUGUGCUAUGAAAUCAAUAAGGAACAGCACCGGUUUGGACAUUGUCACAGAUCUCCAGAAAGCCUCUUAUUCACACCUUGCUCUGAUAAAGACAAAAUGUGUGGAAGGUUGCAGUGUACCAAUGUCACCCACCUUCCACACUUGCAGGAUCACGUUUCAUUUCAUCAGUCAGUUAUUUCUGGGUUUUCCUGUUUUGGGCUCGAUGAGCAUCGUGGAACAGAUGCAACAGAUGUUGGACAUGUGAGAUUUGGCACUCGAUGUUCCAAAACUAAUUUCUGUGAUCAAGGGUCUUGCAAUGGAUCUUUAACUGCACUCAAUUAUGACUGCACCCCAGAAAAAUGCAAUUUUAGAGGAGUAUGCAAUAAUCUUCGGAAUUGCCAUUGUCAUGUAGGUUGGGACCCUCCUGACUGUGUAGGAGAUGGACCUGGAGGGAGUUUGGACAGUGGAAGCCUUCCACUUACCAUACGCAGAGUAAGACAGAGCAAACAGCCAGUUGUAUAUUUAAGAUUGAUCUUUGGUCGAAUUUACGUCUUCAUAGGCUCACUGCUCUUUGGAGUGGCCUUUUGUGUAACCAUGACUAAGAUUAUCACGUCUGAAGACUGGCUGGCUAAUUUACGUCAUGCACAAGAACAUGGGCAUAUGAUCAGAUAUGCACGAAAUAGACCAAAGUAAAUAUACAUUAGCCUCCUGGUCCCUGUAAAAUAAAGAUAAAUAAAAAGAAACUAUGAAUGUCAACAAGGAGAUAAGUUAAAACUCAAGUCCACAGUUCUGAAGAGCCUGAGGUGAUUUUACGGGGACACAGGGAUCUUUGAUGUUCAUACUACCUGUAUUUGAUAGGUUGCUGAACCUCACAUUGGAAUAAAUCUUCAAAAUUGCAAA